Messenger RNA from Amoebophrya sp. A25, 7838 nucleotides. The record is from the annotation of a GenBank genome assembly. NCBI's taxonomy places the organism in Eukaryota, Dinophyceae, Syndiniales, Amoebophryaceae.
CUUGAGGUCGUUUUUAGGUCGUGAAAGUUUUAGUUUUUAAGAAUAUAGCCUUCAUAUUUCUCGUCAAGUGAUAGAUAUAAACAUCAUCAAGAAAGUAGUACUGAACAACAAGAUGAAGAUGUUGUCUCCAGUACUAGUCGUCGUCCAGCGUGUUGUGCUGUCCUCGCUGUUUGUGGCGCAACCUGUGUGGGCUGCUCAACCUGUUUUGCCAGUUGAUCGUCGUGCUCAUGGCCACCAGAAUGGACAGCAGCAGAAUGGACCGCAGCAUCCUCCAGCUCAGCCUCAAGGCAAUGGCAAGAGGUUUCUUUCGCCACCUGGUUCCUCUUCGGGAUCUGAAAGUGGAAGUAGGGGUCAUGGUGGCGUAUCAGGUCAUGGCACGACUUCUAUGCCUCGUUCCAGUACAGUUGGUGCAACAUCGAAAAAAGCUGCAGCUGAACAACGCCGUCAACAAGACUAUACUAGUGCUGCAAAUGGUAAAGACUACGCUAAUAGUAGUGGUACUAGUGCAGGUUCAUCUAGAACUGGUAGUGGUAGUGGAAGUAGUAGUGGAGGAGGUCGCACUGGUGCAGGGGCACCUAUUAACAAGGGCAUUUUGAAACAUCAUCAAGGUGGAUUCGUCGGCGUCGAUGAUGAGUUUCCUCCUUUACCCGGGAGAGGAGCAGGACGUCACUUAGCUCUUGCAGAAGACACAAAACUACCACCCGCCUUUGCUGCUUGCGCCAUUUGUGGUGAAGAGAAACCUCUGGGAGCUCGCUGUCUCACAGAAAAAUGUGGUUUGACUUAUUGCAGUGCCUGUUUCGCUAUUCCGUUUCUUCCUUCUCUAGUCGGAGAUCAGUGCCUGCUUGAUGCGACUCCGACACAAGAUGCUCUUAUGGCUCCCGCUGAAGCAAAAGCAUCUCCUUAUAAUAGACUACACCAUGAUCCACCUUGGUCCCUCUACUUUUCCAAGAAAGGGGAAAAGAAGUAGUAGUAUUCUCCAAGGACAUUUUUAUGGCACUCAAAGAGGAGGAUGCGACGCGGCAGUUCUAAUCUUUGUGGAAGUCGUGGCUCUUCUCGUUUCGGACGUGGUCGGUCUAGCUCGGACCAAGGAGGUGAGCCAGAUGAACUGGACGACAGCCAACUGGACGACAGCCAAAAUGAGAGAAGAGCAGCAGGUCUGGAGAGUUCGCAGAAUGACGACGAUGAAGAAGAGAAAGAGACUUAGGAUUGGUGAGUAAUGAUUAAGUAGAUAGAAGGGUUUAAUAGGAGGAUUCCAUUCUCGAGUUUGUCAUUCUACAAGAAUGAAAAACAACACAGCUCAGCAUAUGGGGCUGACAGGACUACGAAAGCGCCGGCGCUUAGUUAGUUUUUUUAGAUCGGUAACCUUUGCUUUUUCAUCCAAGUUUUCCUUUUUUUCCUAGCUAGGUCUGCUCCAGCAUAUGGAUAGACUGCCCCUACAAGUCUUCAUCAUGUUUUUCUUCUACUACGGCUAGUCUUCACCUCUUUCCUGUAUGUCUACUUAAUCAAAACAGCAAGCUUUCCUGUAUGUCUAAUCAAAACUGCAUAGAGAGUCCUCAGCCACUUCUAAUCUCCCAACGUCCACCUGAUGGAUGCUGACGGUAUCCUAUUUUCGAAACCCCAACGCGCCACCUGCUUCACGUGUCGCCAGCCUUUGUCGGUUCCAAGAAAAGGAGUAGGCAGUACUGCACCGCCAAGUGGAGACAUCAAGACUAAGACAUGCUGGAAUAAGAUAAGACAACCGCAACGACCACAAGUGUCAGAUGAAGGAGAGCAGCAUUUAGCUCCGCAUCACAUCUGUGAUGACGAGGAAACUACCCUCUUGGAGUUGCUUAAUCGUGGCGUAGAGCUACUCUCAGUGCCACAGAGACACGCGUUGAAGGCAUUGAAGAGCACGCUGCAACGCAGUUUGGUAGCAUACGCGAUGCUCCUGUUCUGGUACACCUUUCGUCUACAACCUCUGCACGAUUGGGAGGUAAAGCAGCAGAGCGAACAUAGGAAAAAUCAUCAUGGGACCUCUCAGGAACAGAAAAAGCAUAAAGGAGAGCGCAUGUGGGAUAACGACGCUGAAGUUAAGGGUAUGUCAAAGGUGUUCUUCCUCUGUCUGGUCUGUCUUUUUUCUAGUUAGGUCGGCUCCACCACAAAUAUAUGCCUCUUUGUUCCUAAGGGUGGAGACAGGCAUAACAAACGGGAAGAUAAACGAACACCAAAAGGAGCCUACCUCUAAUGAAGAUAUGCACAUGACGAGCGGAACAGGAAACGACCCUGCUUCAGAUGAGGCAUCUUGCCGUUAUACCCCUGAAGCUAUGGCAGUCUCAGUCAGCGGACGUCAUGCGAACUACUACUUGGGCCUUGAAGACACGGAAUCCGAUCUCUUCAACAAGCUGACCAACAUCCGCUUUCUCCGAUUGCUCACUGAUGCUUUUUUAUGAAGAAUUUUUUGUUGUUGUAUCUCAUCUUAGGGAGAGUAAGUUUCUUGAAUUCUAAGGCCAAUGAGAUUGUUGUUGUUGACCAUCAAGAAUUUCAGGCUGAAGAGGAUAAUUUUCACAGUUUUCAGGAUGAAUAUGAUUAUGAUCUUUAUUGCGUUUUUGAAGAAAGAAGUACUUAUACUCCGUUUUUCCGUUGGACCAUAGAAAGAAGUACUUAUUAUAGUCCGUUUUCCCGUUCGGCCAUUACCUUCUUCAUAAUCUGAACCUGACGGCACGAGUUUACAAUUUGGAGAUGCCGCAGAGCUACAUUGGCACGGCCCACAAUGGAAACGGCAAUACCGUGAAGUCUUCCAAAAGCACAUGAGACGCUCUAUGUGGCGAGUGGCGCUCUUCAGUCUUCGGGAAAAAUUCAAGAAAGUUUACUCGGUACUAUUCUUGACUGUGUAGUUCCGAUGAAGAUGACCACCUCCUGAAAUAUAUAAGAAGUUGUCAUUCAGUUUCAGGUAACCUGAAGACCACAUAGAGGACGUCAUUGAUGACUGCUUGCUCAAGAACGACUAGAAGAAAUAUUUUUCAGAGUCAUCAUAAUCACUACUUACAACUGCGUCCACAUUCUCGGACCAGGUCGAUCCCGUAACCGCUACCUUCGAGAACGACGAACAAAUGACCGAAGACCAGUUUCUUAUUGCUCUGGAGAAAGAUUGGUCUUCGAAAGUGCAGGAGGCAACUGGGAAGUACGAGGAAGCCAGGACGACGCCUUUGGCACGUGCAGAGCAGGAGGAACAGGAACUGCUGGCGGCGUUGUUGUUCGCAGAUGAAGUUAAGACUGCUAUUGACAGUAAAACAUAAGCAUCAUCAUGUGGUUCAGGAUCCACCUGUGUUUCGUGUAGUCGUGGUGGUUGCUUCAUCCGAGCUAUGUUGGAGCAGCUUCCUUCUAUUAAAUAUGUAAGAGGAAUGGUAAACAUGAACAACACCCCAUGCCCUCUUCAUCGACUUGUUUCACAGUAUCUUUUAGUCUAAGCUAUAGGCAACGUUUUGGCACUACCACUUUUCUAAUGAAUCUUCUGAUUUCGGAGAAGGUGGCAUGAUGAACCAAGCAAUGGUCGCUCAACAGAUGCGCGAAUUGCGACAUUAUCAGCAGAUGGCCGAAGAAGAAAAAUACAAGCGGGAACGCGAAGCGUCGAUGCAAUCCUCGCACGGUGGCUCUAUGUUAUGGCUAAGGUGAACAACGGGAUGCUUUGUUCCGGCGCAUUUACAGUCCUAGCAAAGUUGUAACUUGAACUUUCCACCGAUCCUGCGACUGGAAAUGAAUAGAAAUAGUAAAAAACAAAGAAUAACGAUAAGAUUUUUUUUUUGAAGAAGAAGCAAGAGAAUUAGUUGUUUGUUUCCAGGUGUAGCUGUUCUAACUAUCGAUCAUGACUCGACCAUGAAUGAGUCGGAUUCAACCAAUCCUACGACUUCUUCGGGCGCCGAAGCGUCAUCGGGAAAGCGAAGCUGCACGUCAAAGAAAGCUAAAGGACCUGGUGCUAAGAAAGGGAAAGAUAAUGAACAAGAAGAAAAAACAGAUAGAAGAUCAUUUGAUGAAAAACAAAAAUCGCCUAAAAGGCAUAAGCUUAGGCUUAAGUGCUGUAGAAGAAAAAGGAAGGCUGUCGAUGUUGUUGAAGAAGAAAAAGAUGUUGACUCAGAUGUUGGUCGUCGUGAGAAGAAAAAGAAGGCUCGUAAGAGUAAGAAACCUUCAAGCAAUAGGAAUAGCAAGAAGGAUGCAAGCUCCUCCUGAUGCAGGAUUUAAGAUUCUAUGUAUAAUAAUAUCUGAGACUGGCCAGGUUCUCAAACUAUUUGCCAGAGGCCAAUAGACAUGUAACUGUAAGCGAUAUGAUGUGAAAUGGAAAAGAAAGAGAUGAAGAAGCAACUUGACUAGGCCGUUUUCUUAUAAAGAAUCUCACUCGGCGACGUAGUUCACGUAGUAGACGUAGUUCACGUGGUCACACCUCUAGUAUAGGUACACUCAUCAUCAUCAUCAUCAUCAUCAUCGUCAUGAAUGGCCCCGGUAUUUGGUAACCUGAAAUCGAUCACAAAAAAAAAGAACAAGAAGAGAAUCCUUGUGCUCGCAAUCGCAUUCAGGUUACCAAAUACCGGAACGACCGUACACAAUUUCAUCUUCCCCAGAGAAGAGAACGCCAUUUUUAACAUCGAUCUGCUUAUUCAUCUCUGUCUCUAACUCCCACGACAAGCAUCCACCAGGCUCUUCGUCUGGUUCUCUCUGGUGUAGAAGUACUACUGAAGGAGCUGAUGAAGGGGAGAUGGAUGUAGACAGUACUCGACGUUCAGACACCGGGAUGGAUGAACAAGAUGAUCAUGUUCCUGAUGAAAGAAGCAGGACUACUGUGGGAGAUUUAUGGUGAGGAUGUUUUUUUUAGUAGAAGUAGGUACUUACAGGUAUAGCUUUUAUAAUUAUUUAUUUCUUUUUGUCUAAAUCAUGAAAUAGAAUUUGAAAUAAUUAUUGAAUAAUUCAUCUCUAACGAGGUCUACUAAGACCAACUAGGUUCUUAUGCUUCAACUGGAAGUGCACGACCGGCACCGAUCAAGCAGAUCAUUUCUAUCGAGCUUCAAGUACAACUACACUGGUUGUUCACAUUCUCAUUCAUACCUCUAAGAGAAGAACGUCGGGCUGCAGCACCGCAGGGCAAAGGCUUUUAAGACUGCUGGAUCAUACUAGAUCUAGAUGGACAAGAUGGAGAAAAUUAUCGAAGUGCAAGCGAAAGAAAUUAAAAAUUUAUAACCAUCUCCUGGCUGCAGCAGUGCAGUCUAGAUGGAGCAAGAAGAUGAAUUACAACUACCUUUAAAACCUUUAUUGGUACUAGUGCUGCAGAUGGAGAUUCUCAGAAGAUCAGGUAGCUUUAAUUUGUGUGGACCAGGCUGGAAUAGAAGAAGGUCUAAGAUGUUUGUACCACAAUCGGGAUAAUCAAAGACGUGGUUGGAUUGGGGAACCGAUUUCGUUUCUUACCUUGUGGUUCUGGAUUAGAAGGAACACCAGAACCAGUAGCAGACGCGGGAAAGACUUUGUUGAAAAAUGAUGAGCAUGUUCAUGUUCAUGAAGAAAAAUAUGGAAGUAGAAUAGGAGGUGAUACAACUACUACUACAUCAGGAGUCAAGACAGCUUCGACCGACAAAGGAGACAGCAUCAUGGAAUUGGCAUUGGGCGACGAGAUCGAGAUUGAUCACUACAAUAUCAAUACUACAGGUAGACGUACUACUUGUACCAUCAAACAAGGAGCAUCUUCAACAGGAAGAAAGAUGAGUGAGGACAAGUCAUCAUCAACAUCAGGGCGGCAGAGCAUUGUUUCUACAGCACAAGAAGGAGCAGCAGAGGGCGGAAGCGGCGUGUCAUCAUGUUCAUCUUCAUCGAGUAGUGAUGCUGUUCUUGCUGGUGACGCGGUGGCCGCAUCAUCGAGGAAAAAAGUUAGGAUUUAUGGGGCUCUCUCAGACUCAGACAGUAGGAAGAUCUAGAAGGAGGUAAAGAGAUGAUGGAUAAUAGAGAGAUGAUGGACAAUGAUGAGUUUCACUCCCUCUCCCAGCAUUAUUACGAUAAGUUUCACUCCCAGUCCCAGCAUCAUUUCUAAAAAUAACGGUACAAGCGAAAAAGGUCCUUUCGCCUGCAUCAAAAGUCUUGGAUUUUUCGGGUGCUGUGCUGCUGGUAGCAGUAGCAGCAGUAGUGGUUCUUGUUGGAAUUCUUGCCUCGUGAAACUCGCUUCGGCAUGCGGUCGAAUAACAUCUUCAAGUUCGUCUUCUUCUUCUUUCAACACUACUAAUACUAUUAUUACCUCUUAUAAUUCGACGACGACGGCCUCCUCAAAUGGUGCAAGAGCACAAGGAGAAGAAGAGGUUGAUGUCAAGGAGCAUGGGAGCAAGAAGGUCGUAACGGAUUACAUCAAGAGGGGCAUGGUGGGUAGGGGUAAGAUAAUAUCAAGAGGGGCAGCUUCAUCUCCGUACCCACUCACGAAAGAAGCGUCGUGUAAAAAUGAGCCACUUGUUCCCAUGCUGUUGAAUCAACCACCAAAUAGUGAAGAUGCAGAUGCUUCAGCUUCAGACCAACAGGAAUUAGGACACGUACUCUGUGAUCGACAAGCAGAAGUAGUAGAUGGUACAACUCAUAUUCAUGAUGGUCAACAUGUUGCUCAACAUAUGACUCAUCAACAUAAUCAUGCUGUAGAAGAGAUUCAACAACUUUCCGAUCUACCAUCCAGAGACACGUUGUUCCGUCUUAGUCGUGUUGUUCCCUCACCGUCUAGUAAUAACGGUGGUGCACAAGGAGCUCAACAUCAAGGAGAAGGAGAAGAUGCUUUAGUACCACAGUCACGUCGUACUAGUGGAAGAGCUGGUGCAGGUGGAGAAGGUCACGACGUUGAUAUGGAAGUAGUGGAAGUUUUAUAGGAUGCAGCACCUUUCUUGAGAAGAGAAGAUCAGGUUGUAGUUGAAGGUGUCGAUCACUACUGCCGUAGCUGGCUACCCACCAACCCCACAGCUAUGCCCUCAAAGCGACGACGAUAUGUGGGAGGAAGAAGGUCAGUCUGUCAUGGUGUAACCUUUGUUCUUGCACUUGUCUGCUGGGUGAAGAACAGAACAAGCUACUGCUCGUCAUUCGUCUGCACAAAAACUGAAUAAGUCAUAAGAUGGUCUCAAAUUGUCGAUGUAGAGAAACUGAGAUGUUGAUGAUGUCUUGUUCUUACUUUUUUCAACUGCUACCGACUCUGGCUAAAACUAAAACACAGAUUUAAGAUAAUGUUUUUCGAAGUAGCACUUCAUUUGCUCAACAGCCCCUGGAUCUUGUUCCUGUCUAUUUGUUGUCUGUCUGUCUUGUGGCUUUCUCGAAGUAGUAGUAGAGGGGAUGUUUUUGACAUGAAUAUGAUCAUGUGUGAAGCUACAACUACAGUAUCGACCUACAAGCAAUUGGAGACUUAUUUGAUUCUUGAUCUGCUUGUGUUUUGAUACUAUUGCAAUUCUGAAAAUUGAAUCUUCUUGUCGAAAGUAAAUACAUUUGUUAAUCAUGUUUUCGAUCUAAAGUGUCGAUAGGUUUUCGGUACAUCUAAAAAUAACAUUCGCGUGGUGGCUCUAUUUUUGGCAUGUUGCAAUUCAUUAUCUAAUAUUUAUGAAUAUAUCCAUGUUGACGAUUGAUAUUAUAUAACUGAGGGUUCAAGUUCAUGAUCUCUGUGUUUCUGUAACCACAAAAAAACUAUCCGGGAUAGGGUUGUUUGAUGAAAGAAAAGAGCUAUUUUCAAGACGGUGCAUUAGCAUUCCUUUGGGGUCUCGCUGAUUGAUCUUCGUUCGUUCUAGGGGAAGACGAGGUAUUAGCGGGGCCUGCUGUGGUUGUCAUAUGAAGAUUUGUCAUUCAUAAUAUUUAUACAUUUACAUCAA